CGCGCCGGCAGCCUGCGGGCGGGCUCCUGACUCUCGCGGGGGCGAUGACCGCGGUGCCACGCCGCCUCCUCCGUCCUCUCCUCGGCUCGCCGUUCGGGAUGGGAGACUCGGCCUCCAGGCUGCCCAGCAGAGCGGAGGCCCUGCCCGGCCGGAGCCAGAGCAUCCGGGUGUCAGCUAAACACCAUGUCAACGGAAACAGAACAGUGGAACCUUUCCCAGAGGGAACACAGAUGGUUUUAUUUGGUAUGGGAUGUUUCUGGGGAGCAGAGAGAAAGUUUUGGACACAGAAAGGAGUCUACUCCACUCAAGUGGGUUAUGCAGGAGGGUGUACCCCAAAUCCCACCUAUGAAGAGGUUUGUUCAGGGAAAACUGGCCAUACAGAAGCGGUGCGAGUAGUAUAUCAGCCAGAAAACAUCAGAUUUCAGAAACUGCUCAAGGUCUUCUGGGAGAAUCAUGACCCGACACAAGGAAUGAGGCAAGGUAAUGACUUUGGCACACAGUAUCGCUCGGCCAUCUACACGUUCUCUCAGGAACAGAUGGAAGCUGCUCUGCGAUCUAAAGAGGAUUAUCAAAAGGUAAUAUUGGAUAGGAUGUGGAAUUAG
This is a messenger RNA of Terrapene triunguis (Three-toed box turtle), 602 nucleotides long. RefSeq names its product methionine sulfoxide reductase A (gene MSRA). The coding region runs from base 45 to 602 and encodes 185 amino acids. The transcript has 5 exons. The record is from RefSeq and is a predicted model, not a curated record. Gene Ontology annotation, biological process: cellular response to oxidative stress. NCBI's taxonomy places the organism in Eukaryota, Metazoa, Chordata, Testudines, Emydidae. Gene Ontology annotation, molecular function: peptide-methionine (S)-S-oxide reductase activity. Gene Ontology annotation, cellular component: cytoplasm.